AUGUUACAUUGUUUUUAUAAUUUGCAAGAUAUAUAUAUAUAUAUAAAUUUUCUGGGUAAUUUGGUAAUGGUCAUCUAACUGGUCAUCUUCCGGGUUUGGACCGUAGUGAUAGAUGUUGCGUCAACAGAAGAGUUUCAAUGGGUGCCUAAAGGUCAGUCAUACAUAAAUUUUGGCAGAAUCCCCUCUUCAGAUGGAACGUAAUAUUCUGUACUGUUUUUGGAUACCCAAGGAGAAAAUGGUCUGGUCCGCCGCUGUAUAUAAAUAGACGGAGCGGGUAUCUCACAAUCCAAUCACAUCAGAAGUUCUCUUCGUAUAGGACAACUGAAAUAUACAAAACGUGUGUUAUCUCAAAAGCUCAAAAAAAAAUCAUGAAGUUCCUCGUAAUUUUACUAGCUGUUCUCGCCGUUGCGUUUGCUCAGCAGGAAACGAUUGCUAUAAUCCGCCAGUCUCAAGACGUAUCGCCUGAUGGUUCCUACAAUUACAACUACGAAACUGCGAACGGAAUCAAAGCCUCCGAAGAGGGUCAUCCAGGGCCUGUGAAUGAAGAGGGUGCACCGGCAGUUGUGGCCCAAGGACAAUUCGAGUACAGUGCUCCUGAUGGUACACCUAUUGCAGUCACGUAUACUGCCAACGAAAAUGGUUUUCAACCACAGGGAGCUCACCUCCCUGUCGCACCUCCAGUGCCAGAACAAAUUGCUCGGGCCCUUGAGUACAUACUCGCUAAUCAACGCUGAUCAACUCCGUUACCAAUACUGAUAUUUCAAUGUCUUACAACGUUAAUAAAUUCUUCUGUACCAAAAAUUAAAUUAUCCU
Diachasma alloeum is the source of this 813-nucleotide messenger RNA. RefSeq names its product larval cuticle protein LCP-17. Lineage: Eukaryota; Metazoa; Arthropoda; Insecta; Hymenoptera; Braconidae. The record is from RefSeq and is a predicted model, not a curated record. Gene Ontology annotation, cellular component: chitin-based extracellular matrix. The coding region runs from base 369 to 734 and encodes 121 amino acids. Gene Ontology annotation, molecular function: structural constituent of chitin-based larval cuticle. The transcript is spliced from 2 exons.